Molecule: messenger RNA, 3123 nt
Organism: Vigna umbellata (rice bean)
Lineage: Eukaryota; Viridiplantae; Streptophyta; Magnoliopsida; Fabales; Fabaceae
Product: putative leucine-rich repeat receptor-like serine/threonine-protein kinase At3g14840
Biological process (GO): protein phosphorylation
Molecular function (GO): protein kinase activity; ATP binding; protein binding
Source: RefSeq, a predicted model, not a curated record
AUCAACUACCACAUGAACAUGGCUUCACCUCAUUUCUUCCUCCUUCAGCUCCUACUUACUUUUUUCUUUCUCUCUUUAGCUUUUGGAGCCACUCUACCAGAAGAUGAAGUGCAAGCUUUGAAAGACAUAGGUGAGAUUCUUGGGAAGAAGGAUUGGGAUUUCAGCGUUGAUCCAUGCAGUGGAGAACGCAAUUGGACAUCGCAAACUAAAGUGAGAGGGACAGAAAAUAAUGUCACCUGUGAUUGCUCCUUUGAGAAUGCCACAAUCUGCCAUGUUACUAACAUACUUUUGAAAGUACAAAAUCUCCGAGGCACUCUCCCAGUAGCAUUGGUUAGAUUGCCGUACCUUCAAGAAAUUGAUCUUAGUCGCAAUUACCUGAAUGGGACAAUUCCUCUGGAGUGGGGCUUAUUGAAUCUUGUCCGCAUUUCUCUGAGUGCUAAUCGACUAACGGGUUCAAUCCCCCCAGAGCUAGCAAACAUCUCCACUCUCCAAAGUUUGAGCCUCGAAUUCAACCAACUCUCUGGAAAUCUUCCUAGUGAGCUUGGGAAUCUUCCAAAUAUUCAAAGAUUGCUACUUACCUCCAACAAUUUUACUGGAGAGUUGCUUGCAACAUUUGCAAGACUCUCUACUUUGCAGGAUGUUCGACUAGGGGAUAACAAGUUCUCUGGAAGCAUACCCGAUUUUAUUCAAAGCUGGACAAGUCUCCAGAAACUAGUGAUUCAAGGAACUGGAUUAAGUGGGCCAAUUCCUUCUGGAAUUUCACUACUUGAAAGUUUAACAGAUUUGAGAAUUAGUGAUAUAGAGGGAUCAGACUAUUUUCCUUUUCCCCAACUUAACAAUCUGGCAAAUUUGGAAAUUCUAAUUCUGAGGAGUUGCAAUAUCAAUGGAACAAUACCUGAAUAUCUGGGGACUAUGUCUAAUUUACAAACCUUAGACCUCAGCUUUAACAGAUUAAGUGGACAAAUCCCAAGCAGCUUUGAGUAUGGCCUAAGAAAGACAGAUUAUAUAUAUUUAACAGGAAACAUACUCACGGGACCUGUACCUGCAUGGGCCGAAAAAGACAAAAAUGUAGAUCUUUCGUACAAUAACUUUAGCAUGGAAAACUCAGGGCAGCAGCCAUGUCAACGGGGAAAUGUGAACUUGUUUGCAAGCUCCUCGGUGGACAAUAGCUCAGAAUCCGUUUCAUGUUUAAAAAGUGUUGCCUGUCCUAAAAAAUCAUACUCUCUUCACAUAAAUUGUGGUGGAAAGCAAGUAACUGUGGAUGGAAAUGAAACAUAUGAUGAGGAUACAGAUAAUGCAGGACCAGCUAGAUUCCACCUAAGUGGAAAAAACUGGGGGUUUAGCAGCACUGGUCACUUCAUGGAUAAUGACCGUGCAGAAUAUUAUAUUUGGCUAAAUCAAUCUAAGCUUUUCUUGGCUGAUGCUGAAAUAUACAUGGAUUCACGUGUUUCUCCCAUUUCUCUUACUUAUUAUGGAUUUUGCCUGGGAAAUGGAAAUUACACGGUGAAUCUACACUUUUCAGAGGUCAUGUUUUCUGAAGAUCAAACAUAUAACAGCUUAGGAAGGCGCAUAUUUGAUGUCUACAUUCAGGGAAAUAUGGUGCUCAAGAAUUUCAAUAUUGCAGAAGAAGCAGGUGGAGUUAAUAAAGCAGUCACAAAAUCAUUUACCAUUAUGAUUAGCAGCAACACAUUGGAAAUCCGCCUAUAUUGGGCUGGGAAAGGCACAUUUGGUAUUCCAUUUAAAUCAGUAUAUGGUCCUCUCAUAUCAGCAAUUGCUGUAAAUCCUAACUUUAUCCCUCCCUCAGAAAACGGAAGUAGAAUAUCUGCAGGUGCUGUGGUUGCAAUUGUGGCUGGUGUAGUAGUUUUUCUAGUCCUGGUAUUUGGUAUACUUAGGUGGAGAGGCUUUCUAGGACAGAAAAGUUCUUUAGCAAAAGAGCUAAAGGGGUUAAAACUGCAAAUGGGUAUAUUUACCUUACGACAAAUCAAAGCAGCAACAAAUAACUUCAACAAAGCCAACAAAAUUGGAGAAGGAGGGUUUGGUCCUGUGUACAAGGGAAAUUUAUCAGAUGGGACAAUAAUAGCAGUCAAGCAACUUUCUUCCAAAUCAAGGCAGGGGAAUCGUGAGUUUAUAAAUGAGCUUGGCAUGAUUUCAGCUUUGCAACAUCCUUGUCUUGUUAAACUUUAUGGAUGCUGUGUUGAGGGAGAUCAAUUGUUGUUGGUCUAUGAAUAUAUGGAAAACAAUAGCCUUGCUCGUGCUUUGUUUGGUCCAGAAGAACACCAAAUAAAAUUGGAUUGGCCUACAAGGCAAAACAUCUGUGUUGGUAUUGCCAAAGGUUUGGCAUACCUCCAUGAAGAAUCAAGAUUAAAAAUUGUUCAUAGGGACAUCAAGACCACUAACGUGCUGCUUGAUAAAGAUCUCAAACCUAAGAUAUCUGACUUUGGUUUAGCCAAGCUCGAUGAAGAGGACAAUACCCACAUAAGCACCCGAAUUGCUGGAACCUAUGGAUACAUGGCUCCUGAGUAUGCCAUGCAUGGUUAUUUGACUGACAAAGCAGAUGUUUAUAGUUUUGGAAUUGUGGCCUUGGAAAUUAUAAGUGGGAGGAGCAAUGUGAUUCAACGACAUAAAGAAGCAUCAUUGUAUCUUCUUGAUUGGGCAUUCAUGCUAAAAGAGAGUGGUAAUCUAAUGGAGUUAGUUGAUGGUAGAUUGGGUUUGGAAUUCAACAAAAAGGAGGUUAUUACAAUGAUCAAUGUGGCUCUUUUAUGCACCAAUGUAACUGCCUCUCUCAGGCCUACAAUGUCCUCAGUGGUAAGCAUGCUUGAAGGUAGAUCUGUGGUUCAGGAGUUGAUUUCAGAGUCAAGUGAGGCAUUGGAUGAGAAGAAGUUGGAAGUGAUGCGACAGCAUUACCAAGAGAUAGAAGAAAAUAAUCUAAGUGAGAGUAACAAUCAGAGUCUCUCAGUGGAUGACACAUUGGCUACUUCAUCUAUUUCUGCAACAGAUCUAUAUCCUGUAAACAUGAAUUCUUCAUACUGGGAGAAAAGGGGUUGGUGAGAAACCUUGAAACAGAUAAUGCUUUGGACUUGCAUGAAUUACUUUGUCAUGAGUUAGAAUGUUCUUCAUUUUAUU